AUGGUAGUGUGGUCAUUAUCUGGUUUUCAGGCCAGUUUGACCUUUUUGUCAACUGAAAGCUUUACAUUUUUGCAAUAUUUGUUUUCUCUGGACGGAGUAUCGACAGGCUGUUUCCGGUGUUUUUAUUUAAACACAUUUAUACUAAAGCUGUUUCCUGUGUUUUUAUUUAAACCGAAGUUAGAAUAUAGUUUUUGGGGUAUUACAGCUAUACAGAUGUGUAACACAGUAGCACUGUUUUUCUUCGGUCCAUACCGGAAUGGACCAUUCAUUUGUUGGUUUGUUGCCAUAUCACAGAAAAUAUUUUAUUUGACACAAGUAGAGAAAAUGGUUAUUGCUAGAGCAUUCCUAGUAGUAUGUACUGUAAAGUCAGGUGUGGAUAGGGAGCAAGUGUUAUAUCGUUACCUUCCCUUUCAUUGUUCAGACAGUUGCAACUGGAAACUGUUGGAUCGACAGUUCGCUGCCCAGACAUUGAGAGCAUUGCUGUCAGAACUUCAGUACAAAGCGUGCAAAAACAAAGUAGAUAUUUUUCCAGUAACAGGACUAGCAACUUAUACUAAUGUUCAUUUUGGUCCUGAUUACAAUGUCAAUCAACUAAAUUCCAGCUUCUUGCCAAAUCUGCGUUAUUAUCAAGUCAAUGUGAUGCCGCUGUCAACAUUUAAUUGUUCCACCGCGCAUCUGAAAAGAUAUUUAUACAGUUCGUUUAAGCAUGACUUCUAUGUUAACAGAAAACUUUUUAAAGCAACACGCAAAACAUGCGUACAGCUGAGUGCAAGAAAAGACUACGAAACAUUACAAGAUGGCUGUACCUUUUCUACAAUUAUAACAAAGAUGGCGACGAAUUAUGUGGUAUGCAUAAACUGUGGUAUCAGAGAAGGGACAAAACGAUGCAUGAAAUGUCAACAAGCUUUCUAUUGCAGUCGAGAUUGUCAAGUAAAACACUGGAAAGAAGAACAUAAGAAAUCGUGCACUCAAAUUGAGACUGGAACAAAGAGGGAAGAUACAGAAGUGAAAGAGAAACAAUUUAAAGCUUCGAGAUUUCCAUCAGCAGAAUUUGUUACUUGUCUUUCAUGUUCGGAAAAAGAAGCAAAAUUUUGUUGUAGUCGUUGUAAACAUAAAUUAUACUGCAGUAGAGAAUGCCAAGUCGAACAUUGGAGACAACAUAAAAAUGUUUGUCAGAGUAAAAAAGGACAAGCUAAAAGCAGGGAAAACAAAAAUGAGAAAACAGCCAAUGUUAGUGUGGAAAAAAUUAAACAGGACCUCUUGAAUAGCAGGGCAGCUAGUGAAGCACAAGUUAGCCAGUUAUUAACUAACUUGAAAAGUUUCUAUCCUCGUAUCCCGUCGCACCUUAGAAAAGUGUUAGAUCUCGACAUUCCUUGUUUUCAUCAGGAAUAUAAAGAAGCUUAUCCGUACGACAAGGAAGGUUUUGGCCUGUUAGAAAAUUGCUUUAAUCAACAAAAGUUAUGGGCUUUUCAGGAAGUUGGAUUAGAUGAAGUUUCUUGGGAUAAAUACAUGUAUGUAAAAAGAUAUGGUGAACAUUCACGGGCUUUAUUACACAUGUUAGCGAUGGGUCCUCGCCCUGGCGAUGUCCUGAACUCUUUAAGUUUGCAGAGUUAUCCGAAACAACGUUACCAAAUUUUGCGAAAUUCAGCUGUAGGGGAAACUUGCUUCGAGUUUGGCAAAAAGUAUGUUUAUAUCGGGUUUGUUGAUCUUCUUGAGCUUUUGAUGGGCAAUUUCAGUGGAGACGGUGAUAAGGUAAGAUUUGUUGGAAUUGAACAAUCCGAAAUAUGUGUGGCACGUUCUUUGAUUAUCUAUGAAAUGAUAAAAAUGAAAGCAAGCUACGAUGCAAUUUUAGAAGUGUGGUUUUCCACUGGUUGGAGUGAUAAAACCCUGGAGUUGUUUAAAGCUACAUGCUGCAAUAUAAUUCCAACCGUUCAAAAUAGGGAGGUAAGAGCAUUGAUUGAAUACUGGAUGACGGUGAAGUUGCAACUCGGUGAAGCCAGAACAAUGUGGAGAGAAGGGUACGUCUCACAGAAUUCGUUUAUGCCUGUUGGUAAUUUGUUAAGAAAAGAAGAUCGCGUUGCCUUCUGUUGGUAUCAGUUCACAGGACAAAUAUUUGGUCAAGUAAAUAUGCAAAACCAUGGUAACGUUACUAUGUUCUGCAGAACAGCUCCAUUUGAAGAAUACCAACUGUCUGCAGAUACAUUGUUUGCUUCUUUUAGCCUUAACAAAUUCUUUCCAUAUAACGGAAACAUUUUUGAGAGCAUUACGAAAUAUUACAAGUACAAACUUGAUACUUUUAUCGGAUUAGUAGCUGAAAGGAAAGUCGAAUGCACGUUUUAUGUCAAAACGGUUUUAUUUAACAAUAAGGAAGCCAUGAAAGAAAUCAAGUCAUUUAAAGCUGAUCAUGUAGACUGGAAUAAUCUUGCUGAUUACAUGAGUAAAGAAACGUUCUUUCGAUUAGCUGAUGGCUGUGGGAGUAAAGAAACGAUCCAUUCGUUGCAUUUCAUGAAUUGGACCAGAUGUAUAUAUGGAUCAUUUAUUCUUGAAUACAAAAACAGAACAGAAGUUCACAUUGCACAAAAGAAAAAGUUCAUGGAAAUUCUGAUUGCUAAACAUCAUAACGGAAUGAUUCCUUUUUUCAGGACGGAUAUCCACCUUAAUCACCCGUACAAUAUCAGCUCGAGUGUCCUUGCCUUACGUUAUCAAAAUAAAUUUUUGGACUUCUAUUUUGACGUAGAUGGUUUUAAAGUCGACAUAACACAAUUUAAUGAGCCAGAUAUAUGCAACUGCUUCCUUCGAAAUAAUCAUACAUUUGACUUGUCCUUUCAAAUUGAAAAGAAGCAGUAGAAACUGGAAUUCUAUUGCAGUAAUUUCGUUCUAAAUAUUGCUGCAACACAGAUGGCCGUCUAUUAGAAGGUAUUGAUUUACAAAAACAUUAAUUGAACGUAUCGUCUAGAUUUUUAGUCCCUUUGUAUAUAUCUAAAUUUACUUAGAAUUUUUGGUAAUGUUUGGAUAUAGCUGCAAUAGGAAACAUAGAGGUGUGGCAUAGUUCGAAGUAUUUGAAGUUAGUAAGAAAAGUAUCAAUCUUUGUACAGACAAUGUUAGCUUGCUUUUUAAACAGAUUUUCCACACAUUCCCGUUUUAAUUUAAUUUUAAUUUACUUUUUUUCGGGUUCCACAAUUACAACGUUUCUUCUCCCUAAAGUUAAAACGUUAAAAAUAUUAAAAAGUAUAUACAUACAAAUCUUCUAAAACGUAGCUUUAAACGUUAAAUUAUCAAGACUUGAAGAAAGCCGACUAUAUAUAAUAGCGGAUAAGCACAGGCGCUCGAAAAUAACAGAUUUAUCGCAACCACAUUGAGAAGCUUUUGCAUGUCAACGUUUUUGCAUUUAUUAGUGAUUUUUAAUCUAUCCUCGCUUUCUUAAAUGGCUAGCCUUAAAUUAACUUUAAUUUUAUACAAUAUGUUUUAUGACCGAGUGUUUUGUAGUUGUCUAGCUUUGUGAUCUAAAUCUUCAGUAUGUAAAGCUAGGUUAAAUAUAUUUUAGGUGUUAUAAGCUAUUUUUCAAAAAACAACCUGACCUUGAAUAAUAUAGUAAACAAAGUUCAGCAUGGAUAUUUCUUAACUUCUUAAUUUACGGAGUCAGACCCAUGUUUUAUAUCCCUGACAGCACAGCCUCCCUGUUUGUAUAUCUAUUUACUUUUUUAAUUUUCUUAAUAUUUUGCAAGUUUGUAGUUAAAAAGACCUAUAACCACAGUUAUAGGUCUACUCAAAUGUAUUCUUUAAAGAUUUUAUUUUAUACAAUUUUGUUUUUACCCAAAGUCGCAAUGUUUUGUAACUUUAUGCCGCGGCUGAACUUACAAUGUUACAGUUCAUUUGGAACGAAAUUAUAGCAUUUGAUUCAAAAA
This is a messenger RNA of Hydractinia symbiolongicarpus, 3905 nucleotides long. RefSeq lists its product as uncharacterized. Lineage: Eukaryota; Metazoa; Cnidaria; Hydrozoa; Anthoathecata; Hydractiniidae. The coding region runs from base 1 to 2847 and encodes 948 amino acids. The record is from RefSeq and is a predicted model, not a curated record. Gene Ontology annotation, cellular component: cytoplasm; centriolar satellite. The transcript has 10 exons. Gene Ontology annotation, biological process: inner dynein arm assembly; motile cilium assembly; outer dynein arm assembly.